CGUCUCUCGGGUGGAGUCUUCUGACUGCUGGUGGAGCAGGUCUCAGGAAUCUCUUCGCUUCAGCUUCAAUCAUGGCCUGUGGUCUGGUCGCCAGCAACCUGAAUCUCAAACCUGGGGAAUGUCUCAAAGUUCGGGGAGAGGUGGCCUCGGACGCCAAGAGCUUUGUGCUGAACCUGGGAAAAGACAGCAACAACCUGUGCCUACACUUCAAUCCUCGCUUCAAUGCCCAUGGAGACGCCAACACCAUUGUGUGUAACACCAAGGAAGAUGGGACCUGGGGAACCGAACACCGGGAACCUGCCUUCCCCUUCCAGCCCGGGAGCAUCACAGAGGUGUGCAUCACCUUUGACCAGGCUGACCUGACCAUCAAGCUGCCAGACGGACAUGAAUUCAAGUUCCCCAACCGCCUCAACAUGGAGGCCAUCAACUACAUGGCGGCGGAUGGAGACUUCAAGAUUAAGUGCGUGGCCUUUGAGUGAAGCCAGCCAGCCUGUAGCCCUCAAUAAAGGCAGCUGCCUCUGCUCCCCAUAAUCCAGCCCUUUCAUGGGAGAGUGUUUGUGUGUGUCUAUGUGAGGGGCCCCGCCCAACCUGGUCCAUCUUCACUUCCAUUCAUGCCUCCAUGUGUUCUUGGUCUCAGUGACCUCUCUUGUGCUUUCCAGGCCAAAGAGAGCCCAGCACAGAGAGGGCUUAAGUGACCACAGAGGGUGAGCCAGUGUCCCACUGUGACAGGGACAGAGCAGUGGGAGGUGGAUGGAUGAACAGCCGGACCGCAUUUGUCUUAAUAAAAGCCAGAAACCACU
Mus musculus (house mouse) is the source of this 800-nucleotide messenger RNA. RefSeq names its product lectin, galactose binding, soluble 1 (gene Lgals1). Gene Ontology annotation, cellular component: cytoplasm; galectin complex; cytosol. Bases 72 to 479 code for a protein of 135 amino acids. Gene Ontology annotation, molecular function: receptor ligand activity; carbohydrate binding. The transcript is spliced from 4 exons. The record is from RefSeq and is marked validated. Gene Ontology annotation, biological process: positive regulation of inflammatory response; positive regulation of viral entry into host cell; cell-cell adhesion. NCBI's taxonomy places the organism in Eukaryota, Metazoa, Chordata, Mammalia, Rodentia, Muridae.